AAGAUUCAAUCAUUUCCUGUGUUUUGAUUCUGUCUUUUUCCCCAUAUCUUGGGGUGUGAAUUUUCCCUCCAGGAAACACCCCCUUCAAGUAGCCAUGGCUGCAAUAUCAGAGACGGUUUAUGGAACUAUCGAGGAAGGACAUGUUAUGUCCGAGAAGGUAUCGUCUCUUGCUACCAACGUUUACAAAGAAUUUGAACGUAUGAUCAAGAAAUACGACGAAGAUGUUGUGAAGGAACUUAUGCCAUUGACUGUUGCCCUUCUCGAAGGAUUAGAUCAAGCACUAAACGACAAACAGGAAAGUGAAGUUGAGCUAGAACUGCUAAGGGAUGAUAAUGAACAGCUGCUUACUCAGUAUGAGAGAGAAAAACAGCUCCGGAAAGCUGCUGAACAGAAAUACCUUGAGAUGGAGGAUGGUGUAGAGGGCCAGAAAAAAGAGCAUGAAGAAAAAGUGGAAAGCAUGGAGUCUAUAAUCCGCAUGCUGGAGCUUAAGUCCAAGAAUGCAACAGAUCAUGUUGCAAGAAUGGAAGAGAAGGAUAGUGAAUGGAAGAAAGAAUACACGAAACUCCACGAAAGAUACACAGAGUUGUUCCGAACUCAUAUGGACCAAAUGGAACGUACAAAGAUAUUAAUGGGUACGGAUAAACUGGAGUUGUCCAACAGUCCCCGUAACAAAGGCUUUCAACUCCCAAAUCUCCGACCAGUCAGCAUGGUCAUAACAGGUCAGAACUUGACCCCACUGAGGUCAAGUGGAACUCCUCCAAGUCUGAACAGCCUUGACAUCAUGUCUCCACGUACCCCAGCUGACUCUAACAUCAGUCUGAAGAGUGAGCUUGGCGACCUCGACUCACCUGAUGUCACUGAUAAACGACGCUCAGGCAAGAAGGUUGGCACAUGUGACAAGGAACAGCUGACAGACAAUAUUAUGGUGAAAGAGUUUGGUACCACGCCAAAGGACGGCACACAAUCCAACACUUCAGAAAUCCCCACAAGUGUUCAAAUAAACGGUGUUACAGACUCUGAACCUAGUAAAAGUGAUAUAGACAAUUCUAGUCAGGACAAUGGGAGGCCAGAGUCUCAUAUUGCUGGGAGUGGAGAAGUUGAACCAAACCACACAGACCCACCACAUGAUAUAGAUAGGGCGGAAAAUUCCCAACCAAGCCAUUCAGUAGAGACGAUAGUGUGUGAUAAAGCAUUAGUGGCACCUUCAUCUGAUACAACAGCAUCAUCCAUCAUUCUUUCACAUGGAAAAGAUAAUUCUGUGAUAAAUACUACACCUGAAAAAAUGGACCCACAUGUAGCCACCUCCACACCCCAGAGUGGUACUGAGGACGAGAGAAUCAGGUUUGAUAGCAUAGAUCAUGAGGAGGCUGAAUUUGAGGAGGACAGAAUCCCGGGCUUGGAUACAACUAUUGCUCAUAUAGUGGCCACAACACCAGAGCUACAGGAAUUAGAAGAGUCUAUUGAAAGUCAGACCCCAGACAGUGGUGUUAGGAGAUCUCUCAGUAGGAGAAACAACGAUUCUAUCUUUGACGAAUUGAACGUGCAGGAUGUAGAAUUAGGGGACGACUUUGGAAUAACCGGGAGAGAAGUUACCCCCGGGGACUAUUCCUCGUCAGGGAUGGGCAAAGAACUUGAGAAUCUUAUACUGGAGAACACAGAACUUCUGGAAACAAAAAAUGCCUUGAAUAUUGUCAAAGAUGACCUCAUAGCUAAAGUGGACGAAUUAUCCAGUGAGCAGGAGAUUCUGCGUGAAGAGAUUACAUCUCUCCAAGCAGUCAAGACAAAGCUACAGGGACGAAUCAAGGAUCUAGAAGAGGACCUCAAGAAAACCAAAGAGGAGUUGGAAAAGAAAAAGUCUGGUAACAAAGAGGAAGAGGAGGAUGAUGUGCCUAUGGCCCAAAGGAAGAGGUUCACACGAGUUGAGAUGGCUCGCGUUCUUAUGGAACGAAAUCAGUACAAAGAAAGACUGAUGGAGCUCCAAGAGGCAGUUCGAUGGACGGAGAUGAUCCGGGCUUCACGUGAACACCCAGAGGUCAACACUACACCUAGUAAACAGAAGAAAUCAUCAAUCUGGAACUUUUUCAGUAAUUUGUUCAGUUCCCCAAAUAAACCAACUAAAAGGCCACUGCCUAUGGCUACCAUCAAAUACAAUGCCCCAACCACACAAGUCCAGCCUGUAGGGGAUCCAAACAAGAGGACUCGGAGCAAGCUGAAUCUCGGUGAAAAGGCCAAGGCCUAUGACUUCCUCCAGGAUGAUUUGUCCAGUAAGAUUGAGGAUAUACUAGAGGAACCUGUCUUGACUCAGCCAAAAAUGUCAGAGAAAGCCAAGAAGGAACGAGAAAAGGAGCGUCGUGAACAAUACAAACAGGUACGGGCUCACGUGAAGAAAGAUGAUGGACGACUUCAGGCCUACGGGUGGAGCUUGCCUGCUAAAUUUCAGCCUUCACUUCCUAACAGGGAGACACCUUCAAAAAGUCACGUCCCUGUUCCUGUGCCGGUGUACUGUAGACCGCUGUUUGACAAGGAAUCUGGUCUUAAGAUCUGGUGUGCUGUAGGAGUAAACCUGACAGGAGGUCAGACAAGAGAUGGCGGCUCUGUUGUAGGGGCUAGUGUGUUCUAUUCCAACCUGAGCGGAGCCAACAUGAUUGAGGCAGAGAAGAGUUCCAAAAAAGACAGCAGUAAGGAUGAAGUGGAGCGCCUAAACCAGGAGCUCAAGGAACAUGAGAAGAACCUGAAGGAUACCGAGAAGGAGCAGUUAUCUUCCUUUGUAUGGAUAUGUACCCAGACCUCUACCUGUAGUCGGGUGUCAGUUAUUGAUGCUAACAAUCCAGGCGAUAUUCUGGAGACAUUCCGAGUGUCAACAUCGCCAAUCCUGUGUAUAGCUAGUGUUGCUGGUGCCCUUGAGUCAGACUACAGGGUGGAUGAAGAAAUCCUGAAGGCUGAGUCCUAUCCCCAGUACAAACCUCCACCUGAGCCGGACAAUCUUGCUACGUCUGUGACUGACAGUGGCAUUGGAGGCAUCACCUUGGUCCAGUGUGCCACAGGUGGGGCAGCAGGCUCUCCAAACACGUCGCCUGUGGGAUCCCCUCACAAGUCUGAUGGUGAUAGUUUGUCAGCUGGGGGUCACAACUUGUCCAGCAGUGAGGAGAAACUAGACACAAGUGUGGAACACAAGGACAAGACCGACACAGAAAGUCUCGUCUCUGAACGUAGCUACGAAGCUGCAUUUGGAAGUGAGGAUGUACCAUCAGUAUUUAAGGCGCGAGGUUCUCCUGUAUCAUCGGGCACUGCCACACCCACUUCCACAUCCUCCUCCCGCUCUCUGGACCGUCGGGCGUUACAGGAACAGGCUGACCUUGUCCGGGACGGCAUCAGUCCUCUCCCUUUAGACAGUGAUCUCCAGUAUGAGGAGGCAGAAAAGAUGAGCAGUGUUCUACCCACCAUGUGGUUAGGCUCACAAAGUGGCAGUCUGUAUGUACAUUCCUCUGUGGCCCAGUGGAGGAGAUGUCUGCACUCUGUCAAACUCAGGGACUCAGUUCUCAACAUUGUACAUCUGAAGGGGCGUGUGCUGGCAGCCUUGGCUGAUGGCACUGUUGCAAUUUUCCAUAGAGACACAGAGGGACAGUGGGACCUACAGAACUACCAUCUACUUGACCUGGGGAGACCCCAUCACUCAAUCCGCUGUAUGACUGUGAUAGCCAACAAACAUGUCUGGUGUGGCUACCGGAACAAAAUUCAUGUUGUUGACCCUGAAAAAAUGAACAUUGAGAAAACGUUUGAUGCUCAUCCACGGAAGGAAAGUCAGGUGCGACAAGUGGCAUGGCUUGGAGAUGGAGUGUGGGUGUCCAUCAGACUAGACAGUACCUUACGACUGUACCACGCCUAUACCCACGUACACCUUCAAGAUGUUGAUAUUGAGCCCUACGUCAGUAAAAUGUUAGGUACAGGGAAGCUAGGCUUUUCCUUUGUACGGAUCACAGCGAUGUUGAUCUCCUGUAAUAGGCUGUGGAUAGGCACAGGCAAUGGUGUGGUCAUCUCUGUGCCUUUGUCAGAAAGUAACAAACAGACUGUAACCACAGCGUCCAGUGGGGGUCGUCCCGGUGGUAUAAUCCGGGUUUACAGUGACAAUAAAUCUGACAACGUGACACCUGGCAGCUUCAUUCCUUACUGUUCUAUGGCCCAGGCCCAGUUGUCUUUCCAUGGCCACAGAGAUGCCGUCAAGUUCUUUGCUGCAGUCCCUGCUACAUAUUCUGACAUCUAUAAAACAUCCCCAGGUGCUGCAAGAAGGGGGAUGAGUGCUGUGUCAGAUGUAGAGGAGACGACCAAUCGUCAUGAGGCAGUGCCAGCUACCAAUUCUAACACAAAGCUUGUCCUGUCAGGAGGGGAAGGAUAUGUUGACUUUAGAAUUGGUGAUGGUGAUGAUGAAGAAUUCAUUGAUGAAGAAAAGAAGGUUUCACUCAGCAAAGGAGACAGAAGUCAUCUUAUUGUGUGGGAGGUAGCAUGUACAGAAUGAUGUCAGCAGUAGCCAUAACAGCAGUGAUGCUACCCAUAGCCAUGACAACAAAAUCAUCAGUCACUUUGACAAUAGUGAUGUCAUCAAUUUCCAUGAUAAAAAAUAGUGAUCAGUCUCCAUGGCAACAAUGAUAUCACUGGUUUCCAUGGCUACAGGGAUAUAACCAGUCUUUAUGGCAAAAGUGAUGUCAUCAGUUAAUUAAUUGUUUGUGAUUGUGUUGUUGUCAUGACACAAACCAAUGUUACUGAAAGACACAAGCAAUCAGCUGGGUAAGAGACAUGCUAUAUACAGUCAUCAUAUCAACUAAAUUUCACCACAUCACCUCAAAUCCUUAACAUCCUGCACAAGCUGGACUGCCAUUGUGGUGUACUGAAAUGACGCCGUAGAAAGCAUGGAAGUUAACAAUUUAACACCAGACAUUGGAAGAAAGGUCGUUGUCCCACUUCUGUUGUAAAUUACAUUUGGAUCAGAUUUCCAGAUAAUUCAUGAAGUUGCACAAUCCCAUCAGGAUCAUGAUUUGAGUUCUAUGUCUGAUAUAUUUUUGGUAUUAGAAAAAGUAUUGAUACCAUGACAUCAGAUUGAUGUGUUGUGAAACACCUUACAAUAGUAUCAUUGACAUAGUAACACCUUAUAUCAACAAUGCCAUAGUAACAAUGUCACUUAGUGUAAAAAUGUUAUACUGAACAUAUUUGUUACCUAUAAUCACAACUUCUGUUUAGAGUUGAUAUUAAUAGCUAUGUUCAUGAAUUAAUGAGAUUUGAUUCCUGCAACGUUUUAUUUAUUGAAAUAUUGAGUGACUGUUACUGUGACAUUACUGACGGAGUCAGGAGAAUACAAAUAACUGCAAUAUUUAUUUUGGAGUUGGGAUUUGGAAACAACUGCCAUAUUCUAUAUUCUGGUAACUGGAGAAAGGCAUGAUGUCUUCUCCAGCUCCAGUGUGUUUUGUAUUUCCUUUAAUACACCAAAUUGCUUUUAAGGAUGAUGAUGGAUAUGUGUAUAGUUUAUCACUGCCACAGUUGGAGACACUGAAGAGAUAGCUAUUUACCUGUGUGAUUACUGGUCAGUCUACUGUUUGCUCUGCUGGUCAGACUACUGAUCACUGUGUUGGUCAGUUUGCUCUGUUCAGUCUACUGGUCAAUUUACUGGUCAGUUUGCUGGUCAGCCUACUGGUCAAUUUACUGGUCAGUUUGCUGGUCAGUCUACUGGUCACCUUGCUGUUCAGUCAACUGGUCAGCUUGCUGGUCAGUGUGCUGUUCAGUGUACUAGUCAGUUUGCUGCUCAGUCUACUGGUCAGUUUGCAAUUCAGUCUACUGGUCAGUUUGCUGUUUAGUCUACUGGUCAGUUUGCUGGUCAGCCUACUGGUCAGUUUGCAAUUCAGUCUACUGGUCAGUGCUGGUCAGUUUGCUGGUCAGUCUACUAGUCAGUGCUGGUCAGUUUGCUGGUCAAUCUACUGGUCAGUUUGCAGUUCAGUCUACUGGUCAGUUUGCUGUUUAGUCUACUGGUCAGUCUGCUGGUCAGCCUACUGGUCAGUUUGCAGUUCAGUCUACUGGUCAGUGCUGGUCAGUUUGCUGGUCAGUCUACUAGUCAGUGCUGGUCAGUUUGCUGGUCAGUCUACUGGUCAGUUUGCUGGUCAGUA
This is a messenger RNA of Ylistrum balloti, 6149 nucleotides long. RefSeq names its product C-Jun-amino-terminal kinase-interacting protein 4-like. Gene Ontology annotation, cellular component: cytoplasm. The record is from RefSeq and is a predicted model, not a curated record. Gene Ontology annotation, molecular function: MAP kinase scaffold activity; JUN kinase binding; kinesin binding. The transcript has 31 exons. Lineage: Eukaryota; Metazoa; Mollusca; Bivalvia; Pectinida; Pectinidae. The coding region runs from base 95 to 4513 and encodes 1472 amino acids. Gene Ontology annotation, biological process: vesicle-mediated transport.